Messenger RNA from Penicillium crustosum, 1413 nucleotides. RefSeq names its product fungal specific transcription factor domain-containing protein. The record is from RefSeq and is a predicted model, not a curated record. The transcript has 4 exons. Gene Ontology annotation, biological process: positive regulation of transcription from RNA polymerase II promoter by galactose; DNA-templated transcription. Gene Ontology annotation, molecular function: DNA-binding transcription factor activity, RNA polymerase II-specific; RNA polymerase II cis-regulatory region sequence-specific DNA binding; zinc ion binding. Lineage: Eukaryota; Fungi; Ascomycota; Eurotiomycetes; Eurotiales; Aspergillaceae. Gene Ontology annotation, cellular component: nucleus. The coding region runs from base 1 to 1413 and encodes 470 amino acids.
AUGGCCGCGAUGCUCUCGGACGACUUUUCGCUUCCGCCUCGACGUCUUGCAGACUGGCUGCUCGAUGUCUAUUUCAACAGCAACCAUACAUUCUACCCCUGGUUUCAUAAAGAAAGCUUUUUAGCCACAUAUGAAGGUUUAUGGACUAACCAAGAGAACAACACGAGCAAGAACCUUCCAGACGUGGGCCUCGGUGGUUUGGAUUGCCCACCCACUGUAUUCAAUUGUGCUUUGAAUGCAGUUUUUGCCAUAGCGUGUGAAUUUUCCAAUAUGGACCCUUGUGACAAGCGAACCUCUUCUAUGAUGUUUUAUGAACGGAUGAAGAGCUUAAUGAACAUUGAUAUCCUCGACAGCGGAAGUCUAGCCCAUGUCCAAGCGCUAUUGAUAGUCGCGAUAUAUCUGCAGUGCACACCAUACCCCAAAAGAUGCUGGAAUGUGAUCGGGAUGGCACAUCGGAUGGCAGUCGGCCUCGGUCUGCGAAAUCGCCGACAGUUCAGCCACAUGACUGCUCUGGAACAGGAGAUACGCUGGCGAGCCUGGUGCGCUUGUGUACAAAUGGAUGUAAUAAUUAGUAUGACGAUGGGACGUCCACCCAUGACCCCAGAUCACUCAAGAGUUCCGUUGCCCUCACCGAUUGAUGACAAAUACCUUUCUCUCGACAAACAAGGAAGUCAACAGCCCGAAGGAACAAUAUCUACGAACCAAUUCUGGCACGAAAAUAUGAAGCUCAUUGGAAUCCUUUGGAAGGUCCUCUUAAAAAUCUAUCACAGUGAAGACGAUUCCUCAGACGAGGAACACUCACCCUCGCGUGGAAAGAAUUCCAAGGAUGUUAUGGAGAUAGAUAAAGCGCUGGAAGAAUUCGAAGCCUCACUCCCCGCCGUCUUUGCAUGGAAGCUACCCAAUAUUACAAUUUCAAAUCGCACUUUCCGCCGACAAUCCAACGUUCUCCAUGCUAGGUAUCUACACUUGAAGCUGUUGUUAUACCGGCCUACCUUCAGCGUUUACUGUUCCGCCACUAUGUCUCCUUCCGACCAGGCGCAGCCUGGCUUCUGGUCAAUUCUUUACCGCCAGAAUGCUGCCCUGAGAUGUGUACAAGCUGCGUGUGAUCUCAUUCAUUCGCUGUCAAAAGCCACAACAGAGGAUGCAACAGGUGCAUGGUGGUACGGAGUAUUUUAUUUAAUCAGUGCUGGCAUCAUUCUUGUUCUUACCGAAUCAAGUGGCGCGGACUUCAGCGGUAUAACUCCAAUGCAACUGGAAGAUUCGUGGAAUGAAUGUAUUGAAACACUGAACCGAAUGAUCGGGGUACACCCAUCCGCCCGAGAUUAUUGCAUUGCAUUAGACGAGCUUCGACAUAGCGCAAAAUUAUCUCGAAGUGAGACUCAUCCGCUCUACGUCCUCCUCGAGUCCAGCUAA